Molecule: messenger RNA, 392 nt
Organism: Perca flavescens (yellow perch)
Lineage: Eukaryota; Metazoa; Chordata; Actinopteri; Perciformes; Percidae
Gene: tomm6
Product: translocase of outer mitochondrial membrane 6 homolog (yeast)
Exons: 3
Coding region: 88-282 (64 amino acids)
Cellular component (GO): mitochondrial outer membrane translocase complex
Source: RefSeq, a predicted model, not a curated record
UUACAUCCAAACUCUUCCUUCUAGUUUCCCCAGUUCUCAUCCUUGCUCCUGUCUGUUCCCCUCGCUGUUGCUGAUUCUGUCAUCAAGAUGAGCGGGGCGAACGGUAAAAAGGGUCCUUCCUCCGGUGUGAUGGAGUGGAUCGGUUCAGCGUGUCGAUUUGCAACAGACAGAAACGACUUCCGAAGGAAUCUUCUGGUCAACCUGGGCUUGUUUGCAGCGGGUGUUUGGGUUGCAAGAAAUCUCUCCGAUUUUGAUCUGAUGUCUCCUCAGCCCGUAACAUAACCUGGUCAAAAUACAUCACCACCGAAACCAGGGUGACGGUGUCUUGGACCAACAAAGAAGAAGAAACAAGGCACAUGAAUAAAUGACUUUUGUAUGACUAGUUUUACUUU